ACGGUCAUUGUCAACUUUCUGGACACACAAAGGCAGACAGAAUGGAUUUCCUCCGGCUACAUCUCCCUGGGCUGCAUCAGGCUUUGAGGGGGACACUGGAUUCCAUCAGCACCUUUGUCUCCUACCUUUUGGGAGAUGAGGUCCCCACUGCAGAGAGGAGGGAGGCAUGGGCAGCCGAGGCACUGGGGGAGGUGGCUGCAGGAAGGCGAGGGAGUACUGUGGAGGAGGAAGCCCAGGAGGCCUUGGAGGGUGUUGGAAGCAGCCAAAGCCAGGGGGAUGGAGGACUGAGAGGGCCUGGAGAGGCUAGAUUACACCAGGAGGGAAGCUCAGCUACAGAACAGACCUGGAGUUGGGGAGAUGGCAGCUCCCAGGGGUCUCAAGGAGAUAGGCAGGAUUCUGGAGUGCGGGAGGCAACCAAGGCCUCCAGGUGCCAGGAGCCAAGGGCCCCCUUGGAGGCCAGAAAGAAGUCUGAGGCAGAAUCUGAGUCUGGUGGAGACAGGAGCAGCCAAGCACAGGAGAAUCAGGAGUACAAUGAGCAGGAAGAGAACAGAGAAGAGACACUGAGAACCUGGGAACAGGGGGAGGAGGUGGUGGAGGAGGAAGAGGUCAGGACAAGAGAGCCAGGGGGGGGCAGAGGGGUGGAGUCAGGGUGGAUCUGGCACAGGGAGCCUGAGGGAAAGGCCGGUGCCCAUGAGCAGAAGGCAGUGAGGGAUGGCAGGGACUCAGAACAGACAGUCAAGGAGGCAGCUGCAGAGGAGAUCCAGGAGGCCAGCGCUAAAGAGGCUGGGAGGGAAGAAGAGGUGGUGGCUGUGGUGAGAGAUGGCCAAAGUGCAAGGGCACAGGGGACACAGGAGCCAGGGGCAGAAUUUGAGGAUGGGGCAACCUUGGGCAGAGAGGAGGUCAGGAUGACCUCAGACAGAAGGGAGGCCUGGACAAUCUCAGCCUGGGAGGAGGCCGGGGCAACCUCAGGCCAGGAGGAGUGUAGGACAAUCUCAGGCAGGGAGGAGGCCCGGACAACCUUAGGCAGGGAAGAGGCCUGGAUCACCUCUAGUGGGGAGGAGGCCUGGACAACCUCAGGCCAGGAGGAGUGUAGGACAAUCUCAGGCCAGGAGGAGGCCCGGACAACCUUAGGCAGGGAAGAGGCCUGGAUCACCUCUAGUGGGGAGGAGGCCUGGACAACCUCAGGCCAGGAGGAGUGUAGGACAAUCUCAGGCCAGGAGGAGGCCCAGACAACCUUAGACAGGGAAGAGGCCUGGAUCACCUCUGGUGGGGAGGAAGCCUGGACAACCUCAGCCUGGGAGGAGGCAGGGGCAACCUCAGGCCAGGAGGAGGGUAGGACAACCUCAAGCAGGGAGAAAGGUAGUACAACCUCAGGCCAAGAGGAGUGUAGGACAAUCUCAGACCAGGAGGAGGCCUGGACAACCUUAGGCAGGGAAGAGGCCUGGAUCACCUCUGGUGGGGAGGAGGGUAGGACAACCGCAAGCAGGGAGGAGGGUAGGACAACCUUAGGCCAGGAGGAGGCCUGGACAACCUCAGCCUGGGAGGAGGGUAGGACAGUCUCAGGCCAGGAGGAAGGUAGGACAACCUCAAGCAGGGAGGAGGGUAGGACAACCUCAGGCUGGGAGGAGACCUGGACAAUCUUAGGCCGGCAGGAGGUCGGGACAACCUCAGGCAGGAAGGAGGCUGGGACAACCUUUGGCAGGGAGGAGGUCACAGCAUCAUCAGGUGUGGGGGAAGGUAGGAUAACCUCAGACAUAGAGGCGGCUGACCUCCCAGGAGUCAGGGAGACAGAAUAUGGGGCAGUUCCAGGAAAUAGGUCCCCAGAGGGUACUGGGAGUCUGUGGGCCCUAGAGGAGGCCUCCAAGGGAGCCCAGGAGGAGGAGGUGGGUGAAAAUAGAGAGGCUGAGGUGAGCUUGUUCCCCAAACAGACCCAGGCCCUGCGAACUGAAGGAAUGGGAGGAGCAGCUAAGGGCCAGACAGCAGGGAAGGAGGAUGCAGAGAGCCAGGCGUCAGAGUGGGAAGCAGGGGAGGGCUUUGAGGGUAGGGCAGAUCAGGAUGGGAAAGAGGCCAAGGGAAGGCAAGACUCAGAAGUCGGGGCUGCUCAAGCAAGGCUGGAGGAGGUGGUGCAGGCACAGGAGGCCGAGGAGAAAGAGAGUUGCCGGGACAUAGAGGCUGAGUUCUCCCAGGACAAAGUGGCAAAUGAAGCUGAAGGUGAUGCUGACUUUGAGGCAGUCCUGGAGGCCAGCCCUGAAAAGGAGUUCAAGAAGAGUGAGGAAGAAGCUCAGAUGGGCCGAGAAGAAUUGGGAGUAGAGUGUGGUGGCCCUGAGCACAAGGUCACUGAAGUUCAGGAACUUGGGCUGAUAGGAGGUCUCCAGACCCCAGUGGAACCACCUGAGGAAGGACAGGUGGCGGAGGACGAGCUCUGGAGCACUCCAGCCCUGGGCAGAGAGGAGACAGAAGGGAGCCUGGAGGCUAGUACCAGGCCCAUGGGGUGUGUAAAGCCUGGUGCAGAAGCCUGGGGAAGCCAGAGAAAAGGGGAUGUAGAGAGAGGGAUCGCCCAGGAGGAAAGAGUAGGCAGUGGAGAAGGGGCAGAGGAGGCUGCAGGAGGCCGAGGGUCUGCACUGCCACAGGUGCCGGAGGCAGGCGGAGCGUGGGAGGAAGCAAAGGAGGCAGGGUGUGGAGCCGGGAGCCAGGAACUGGGUGGAAGGCACGGGGCAGAAGGAGGGACAGGCCAGUCAGUGGGAGAGUCAGAUGCCAGAGACGCCUCGGAUGAGGAGGCGGAGGCCGCAGUGCCAUGGGAGGCAGGUGGAACACCCGACAGAGUCUGGAGGCCGGAGGAGGCAGCUCUGAGCUUCCAGGACAGUGAGGAUACACGGGCCGGUUCUUUGGCUGCCGAGGUUGUGGAGAAUAAGGCAGCUUCAGAUGAAAAGGCUGCUGGAACUGGGGAGGGGCCCGAAAGAGAGGCUGGGGAAGCUUGGGAUGGCGCAUUUGGGAGAGGCUGGGGCUCAGAAGGGAGAGAGGCACCUGUCAGAGGUGAGGAGCUGAGGGAGGCUGCAGAGGGAGAGAACAGAGGUGGGCAGGAGUUGGGCCUGGAGAGCUCAGCAGAGGAGGAGGUUACUGGCAGAGGUGGCCAAGUAGAGGCUUUUGAAGCCAGGGAGGGUGAGCCAGGGGUCGGGUGGGUAGAGGUCGGGGAAUUUGUAGUGGCAGAAGAAGGCUGUGGGACUGAUGGCUUUACCUUGGGCUCCCAGGUGGCAAGGGCAGAGGGGACCAUGGCCAUAGUGGAGGCAGAAGGGCUCCCAGAAGGGCUGGUACUGUUAGAAAAAGAGGCUGGGAUAUGGCAAGCAAGGGAGCAGGGACAAAACAGUGAGGGGCAGUGUGGGGACCACAGCCCCGAAGGAGAGGCACAAAUGCCCUGUGAUGUGGAGGAUGCCGAGGUGACCAGACACCAGAGGGCAGAGGCUGAGGAGAUUGAUGCAAAAGACCUGGAGGACUUCCAGGGCCAGGAGGGCCAGUCAACAAAUCAGGAUCCCGAAGAGGCGGAGCCCGGGCUGGGUGAAGAGGCUGCAGGAAGUGCCGGAGGGGAUGCCCAUGGCAUCUGGAGUGAGGCCCUCCUCCCUGUGUCUCGCCUGGAUGUCUCUGUGCCGCGGAGCCGUGUGCUCCUCUCCCGCAGCUCCUCCCAGCGUCGCUCCCGGCCCUCUUUCCGGCGGAUCCCCACCCCUGAGCAGCAGAAGGAGCCUGCCAGCCCCCCACCAGAGGAAGAGCUGUCAGCCCCUGAGCAGAGACUUCUCCAGCCAGAGGAACCCCCAGAGCCAAGCCCCCCAAGGCCUGAAGGGACCCCAGUGCCAGCCAGGAGAAGGCCCCUGGGAUAUGGGUUUGGCCUUGCACACUCCGGCAUGAUGCAGGAACUGCAAACCAGACUGGGCCGGCCAAAGCCCCAGUGACUGGGCACCGAGACCUAGGAACCAGGCCUGAGUAAGAGGCAGAGGGCUCGGCCGAACCCUGCCCAGCCUGGCUCCCUUGGCCACUUUGGAUGUACCCUGUCCAACCUCUGGGCCUUAUCUUGGUGUUUCAUUCAUGGAGCAGACAGAGCCGGACAUCUUUGCGAACCACGAACUUAAGGAAUCUGACUCCACUGCAGCUGAUGGACCACCUGCCCUACUGGGACCACAUCUCAUGGCCCAUCCUGACUACCUCCCAACCUGUCUCAGCAGUUGUCCCGAGGACUGAGGGGCCAGAGACGCUUCUCCCACGGCCUUCCUUCUCUGACUGCCCCCACUUCCCAGACUGCUCCCCAAGGCCGUAGAGAGCUGUGUGGGAGGAGGGCAAACCUCGGGUGGAAGGCAGACCUGAGGAAAGGGGCCAGGAGGGGCUCCAUUGACAAUCAGAGGUUGAUAUCAGCAGACCAGCCACCUUGAGCUUCCAAAAUGGGAGCUCAGCCUCAGAACUCUGCUGGUUUCUAUGGCAGCCACCAACUGAGUAAGUCAGAGUGGAGAGAGGUGGGCCAGAAACCCCAACAUGUAGAAGCAGAGAGGGGCCCAGGGUGGCCAGAGGCUGCAGAGUCCAUUUUAGGCCCCUUUGGUGGGAGACACCCUUUCUCUGAACAGAAGGCGAGGCAGAGAGAGGGUGAGGGUGUUUUCUUUAUUAGGCGCCCAGAAUGGUGAACAGCCAGUGGGCCCUGAGACAAUAAAUAAACUAUCAUUUCCCUAAACAAUAAAUAAAUAUCCAAGAAAUAAAUAUCCAGCAAGGACUGGAGGGGCCUUAAGUUAUUGGUGGGGUGUGGGGAGGGAGGUCAGUGGAGUCCUGCCUUGUCGAAGGCAGUGAGCUGGUGGCUGUCCUGUUGGCCCAGUAUCCAGUCCUAAAGUCCUAACUGGUGAGGCAAGGGGCUGCAGAUCAUUCCUUCAGGGCUGGGAGCCAGCCAGUGUUGGACACCCCAAGGCUUGGAGUGGGUUCUUAGCCUGGGAGAGCAGCAGCAAGUCCCGCACGGCCCGAGACAAGACAAGCUCCAGGGAGUGCAGCGACUGGUAGGUGUAGAGGAGCUGGGGCCAGGACACAGGGGCUGACCCCUGUGAGGGGCCGCCCCGCGUCCCCAGGAGCAGCCCCGCCCCCUCCUCCUCCUCCUCCACCUCCGGGAACUGGAAUCCUGCAGUCAGCACCUGCGAGGAGACGAGGAGACGCCCGUGGGUCAGAAAAUGGUCUGGCUGAGAUGCUGAGUGAAUCCUUGUUCCUUUAUGUGUCUAGUGGUGCCAGAUGACGGCAGAGACCACAGAGUCGUGAUUUCACUGGACAACCCCUCCUUCAGAUCUUUCAUUAUGUCAUCACCUCAUGAUUUUUUUGCUUCAAGAAAAUGGAAGUCACAGAGCGAGGUGGUGCUCGUGGAGGGAGCUGGCUCUCUCCAGGACUGCCCUGGGCAGCUGGGGUUCUGGGAAGUCCUCUCCUAGCGGUCAUCUUAGAAUCAGAAACGGGCAGAAAAGUGAUAUGGCUAGUUUUUCUGCUGCUUGCAUUUUCGAUUCUCAUUUUAAUAAAAGUAAA
Molecule: messenger RNA, 5529 nt
Organism: Molossus molossus (Pallas's mastiff bat)
Lineage: Eukaryota; Metazoa; Chordata; Mammalia; Chiroptera; Molossidae
Gene: APOBR
Product: apolipoprotein B receptor
Exons: 4
Coding region: 42-3941 (1299 amino acids)
Biological process (GO): triglyceride metabolic process; lipid transport
Cellular component (GO): membrane
Molecular function (GO): very-low-density lipoprotein particle receptor activity
Source: RefSeq, a predicted model, not a curated record